This is a messenger RNA of Naegleria gruberi, 927 nucleotides long. RefSeq lists its product as uncharacterized. Bases 1 to 927 code for a protein of 308 amino acids. Lineage: Eukaryota; Heterolobosea; Eutetramitea; Acrasida; Naegleriidae. The record is from RefSeq and is a predicted model, not a curated record. The transcript has 2 exons. Gene Ontology annotation, molecular function: Ser-tRNA(Ala) deacylase activity; ATP binding; aminoacyl-tRNA ligase activity. Gene Ontology annotation, biological process: tRNA aminoacylation; regulation of translational fidelity.
AUGUGUGACAAGCUCUUCCUCAAAGACCACAAACUUUCAUGCCUCUCCAAUGCUCGCCUACUUUCCAUCACCAAAUUGACUUCCGAGCAAAACUCCGAUCAUGAAAAAAUCAUCAAAUCCUUGCAAAAUAAUUUUUCUAUUCAACAGAACAAAUCUUUAGCAUCGGAAAGAGUUGAUUUUUACAAGAUUAAUUUGGAUAAGACUAUUUUUCAUCCGCAGGGAGGUGGACAACCAAGUGAUGAAGGAGUUUUACUGAUUAACUCGUUGGGUGGAAGAGAAAUGGUAAAGUUUUGUGUAAAGUUUGUCAAGUUGGCUGGAGAUUUGAUUCAGGUGGAUCAUUUUGGAUGGUUUGAAGGGAUUGAAUUGAGUGAAAGUGAAAUUAUUCAAAUGAAUGAUGGAAAUGCAUCUGUUGAAUGUCGUAUUGAUAUGGAAAAGAGAAAUAUCUAUACAAAAAUUCACAGUGCUGGACAUGUUUUGGAUUUGGCUAUUGCCAUGUGUGGAUAUAAAUGGAAACCUGGAAGAGGAUAUCACUUUGUUGAUUCUCCAUAUUGUGAAUAUUUCCAUUGUAAUCAAAUUCCUGAAUCUAUUCCAAAAUUUGUGGAACAAGUCAAUCAAAAAAUUACUGAACUGUUGCAAGAUGAAAGUGAAAAUUCAACAGUUGUAAAAUCAUUCAUUCCAUACUAUUCGAAUAUAGAGGAGAAUAAUCUUAUUGUAAAUAAUCAACUCUCUGAAAAGUUUGAACAUGAAAUUCCUACCUAUUUACCACCAGGUCAGGAUGUUCGUUUUGUAAAGUAUGGAAAUGUGGAGUGUGCUUGUUCUGGCACCCAUGUAGAUCAAUUCUCAGAGAUUGGAAAUUUUCAAAUGAGCAAGGCAAAAAAGCAAGGUCAAACUAUUAGAAUUUCGUAUAAUCUUGUUUCUUCCAAAUAA